CAAUGGCCGCCGUCAAGGACAGUCUGUUGGCCCAAGUGGCUGAAGUGUUGCCCAGCUCGGGACACAAGGUCACCGUUGUGGGCAUCGGCAUGGUGGGCAUGGCCAGCGCCUUCAGCAUUCUCGCCCAGGGCGUCUCCAAGGAGGUCUGCCUCAUCGAUGUCUGCGCCGACAAGCUGCAGGGUGAGCUCAUGGAUCUGCAGCAUGGCUCGAACUUCCUCAAGAACCCACAGAUCACCGCCAGCACCGAUUUUGCCAUUUCGGCCAACUCGCGUCUGUGCAUUGUCACCGCCGGAGUGCGUCAAAAGGAGGGCGAAUCUCGUCUGUCGCUGGUGCAGCGCAACACUGACAUCCUCAAGAACAUCAUCCCCAAGCUGGUCGAAUACAGCCCUGACACCAUCUUGCUGAUGGUUUCCAACCCCGUCGAUAUCAUGACCUAUGUGGCCUGGAAGUUAUCGGGUCUGCCCAAGAACCGUGUCAUUGGCAGCGGCACCAACUUGGACUCCUCCCGCUUCCGUUUCCUCAUGUCGCAGCGUCUGGGCGUGGCACCCACCUCCUGCCACGGCUGGAUUAUUGGCGAGCACGGUGACAGCUCGGUUCCAGUUUGGUCUGGCGUCAACAUCGCUGGCGUUCGCUUGCGUGAAUUGAACCCGACUUUGGGCACCGGUGAGGAUCCAGAGAAGUGGAAUGAAUUGCACAAGCAAGUCGUUGACUCUGCUUACGAGGUCAUCAAGCUAAAGGGUUACACCUCCUGGGCCAUUGGUCUCUCCACUGCCUCCUUGGCCUCGGCCAUUUUGCGCAACACCAGCAGCAUUGCCGCCAUCUCCACCUCCGUCUUGGGUGAACAUGGCAUUGACAAGGAUGUCUUCUUGUCGCUGCCCUGUGUGAUCAACGCCAAUGGCGUCACCUCCGUUGUCAAGCAGAUUCUCACCGACACCGAGGUGGAGCAGCUGCAGAAGUCGGCCAACAUUAUGGCCGAUGUCCAAGCUGGCCUAAAGUUCUAAUUUAAGUCAGCAACAGCAGAAAGAACAAGCAAAGUAUUCUUUGUCUCCACCAAUGUUUAUUUUUAGUCCAUUUCUCAGACACAUUAUUUAUUAUUUAAAGUAUUUCUUUUGGGUUCGUUACAAAUAAAUUUUAAAAACUUAAGUUUUAUUCUUAAAGAAAA
Messenger RNA from Drosophila sulfurigaster albostrigata, 1162 nucleotides. Its product is annotated as L-lactate dehydrogenase. The record is from RefSeq and is a predicted model, not a curated record. Bases 3 to 1001 code for a protein of 332 amino acids. The transcript is spliced from 3 exons. Lineage: Eukaryota; Metazoa; Arthropoda; Insecta; Diptera; Drosophilidae. Gene Ontology annotation, biological process: carboxylic acid metabolic process. Gene Ontology annotation, cellular component: cytoplasm. Gene Ontology annotation, molecular function: L-lactate dehydrogenase (NAD+) activity.